AUGCAAGACGACCGUAAAAUAUCGCUAAAAGCCGACGAAAUCGAAGCGUUUGACGAGGUAUUUAUUUAUGCGGACGACGUUUAUGAAACGGCUUCGAAGCACCACCAAACUCAACAGUUGCGGGUGUGGGAGGGUCAAAAUAUUUACAGAGACCCAAAAAAUUCGAAAUAUUACGAGUUGGAAAAACGCGAAGUCAUCACAACCGUCAACAACUUCAUGACUAAACUUUACAUUGAGAGUCAGCGUUUGAAAAGCAAUGAAAACCUACCGCAAGAUCAGCGGGACGACGUGGAAGAUCGGUUGAUGGACCAAAUCGAAAUCGGACAGGACUUGCUGACAAGGCUGAGAAAUUUGCUCACCAUGGAAAAGACCGACGCCGUCAUGGAUCACUCGUUGAACAGGACUAGAUUUUUCAAAAUGGACGAUUACAACAGAGCACAAGAAGCGGAAAAGGAAACUAAUCGGCAGAUAGCGAUGGCCGAGAAAAGGGAAAAGGUGAAAUGGCUGGGCGACAUCAUUGAGUCCAUGACGGCGAGGUACAACGCCGUGGUGGACGUUAUUAACGCUCCCGGUGAUUACAAGUUCUUGGACGAGUUUAAAAUUAACACGACGCCGAUGGAAUUGAAGAAAAACGUCCCGAGAAAGAAGAGAGACGCCAAGAACGAAAGAGACGGCAACAAGGAGUGUAGCAUUCUAGGAUCGCCGGUCGACAUACUUAACAGUAGGAUCAUCGAACCAGAAGUCAAACCGACAUACCGAAUCAUCGGGACGGACGUGACCAGCUACAAAACCGUGUACAACUAUUCUUGUACACUGUACGGCUUAUACGCCGAAGGAAAAGGCUCGAAGAAAGAAAAAGCCAAAGAAGAUGCGGCGACCGAAAUGAUAAGACUCAUACUCAACGAACAAACCGAUAAAACACUGUCCAAUCAGUUGAAACCUUUCAACGAACAAGAGGUAAUCGAAUUGCAAACCAUUAUCAAAGGCAAACAGAACUAUUCGGAGUUUUUGGAAGAAUCGUCCAAAGAAGAAAUUCCAUUGGAAAACGAAGUGAAAAUAAAAGACAUAAGACUAAAAUAGCCCACGUCGUGAUCAACGACCGCCGAAGCAAACGCUUACUUAUUAAAUUCGA
Adelges cooleyi (spruce gall adelgid) is the source of this 1132-nucleotide messenger RNA. RefSeq lists its product as uncharacterized. The coding region runs from base 1 to 1080 and encodes 359 amino acids. The transcript is spliced from 8 exons. The record is from RefSeq and is a predicted model, not a curated record. Lineage: Eukaryota; Metazoa; Arthropoda; Insecta; Hemiptera; Adelgidae.